UGGCAGUCACGGCACAGUAAGCAGGAGGCGACGAUAGCUCUCGGGGAUUUAUCAUGUACUUGCAUUGGCGUAGGCAGCUGUUACUCUCAUGCUUGUAACAUGACAGCGACGUAGCGACUGCAAAUGUUUCGACUCAUGAAGAAAACAAAGGGAAGCGAAAAUAUCCUGUUUUUCUGCGAGUUUAGCUAGCAAGGCACGAUUAGCCAAAUAAAUGAACUGGUUCAGCAUCGCAUAAUGCAACUGACACCUAGCAAACAACAAAAACGACUGUUCUCCAAAUAGCACACUGACAUCGUGAAUGCUCAAUUAUGGCCAUCACUCAGUUUCGCCUGUUUAAGAUCUGCACAUGUUUAGCCAACUUGCUCUCCUUCUUUAAAAGGUUGAUAUGCAGAACUGGAAGGGGGCGAAAGCUCAGUGGUGAUCUAAUAACUCUGCCAACCACAGUGGAUUUUUCAACAUCUGUCCCCAAACAGUCUGCCCAGCCGGAGAUUGAAGAAUGGAGCUCUUGGGAUGAAGAAGCCCCAACAAGUAUCAAGAUUGAGGGUGGCAAUGGAAAUGUUUCCCCUCCUGCCAAUGAGUUAGAAGAAGAGCCCGACUACUUCAAAGACAUGACCCCUACCAUAAGGAAAACCCAGAAGAUUGUCCUGAAGAAGAGGGAGCCUUUGAACUACCUUGUGACUGAUGGCUCUGCAGGUUUCUCCAGCAGACUGGCAGCCACUCAGGACAUGAUGUCCUUUAUCCCACCCUCGGCUGAGCUUGGUGAAAUGGACAAUUGGCAGGAGGACUCCAAUGCCUGGGAAGAUGAAUCUGAUGCUGCCUGGGAGGCAGAGGAGGUGCUCAGACAACAGAAGCUAGCAGAGAGAGAGAAACGUUCCAUGGAGCAGCAGAGAAAGAAGAUUGAGAAAGAUGCUCAGAGAAUGAUGAAGAAGGAGCAGAAGAUUGCGGUCAAGCUCUCGUAACAUUUUAGAAAUGCUCAGUUUUGAGCUGAAGUUGUGAUGGUGUUGGUGUUGGGGAGGGGGCGCUGACAUAGACUCAACCAUUACUCAACCCUGUUUUCAUCAAGCCAACCCAGGAUUAUGUCAAUACACUCGUCACUUAAAAAUGAAACAGUUCACCUUCUCCCAGCACCCAUUUUGGUUGUAGUUGUUCAGUUCCAGCAAUGGCAAAUGCCACAUUCUCCUGUCAGCAAGCUGCCUGGAGGGCAGAUAAUGUACCUGGUGUACUUGCUCUUCACAUUGCAAGGCUAUUUUGGUUUUCAGGGGGAUUAGUAUUUUGUAUAAUUGCAGUUCAUCAUUGGUUAAAAAUGGGACAAAUAGCAUUAGACUUGGUUAGAUUCUGAUUUCAUUUGCUAGAGAACUAAAAAAAAAAAUUGGUUUGUCCAGGUGCAACUGUCAAUAAACUGGUAUCUACAGUAGUACACUUUGGCUCUCUUAUUGAGAGUGUACUUUCCUUUGUCUACUUUAUAACCAAAAUGCAAAAUAUAAAUCACAGGCUUCACUGUAUAUCAGCACUAUCCCUUUGCAUGAAUGUGUUAAAUAUUUCACUUGUCUUUGUUUGUCAGCGUUCAUUUUUUUCUUAUUGAUAUUGUUUUAUGUUCAAUGUACCUACCUUUAUAAAGUCCUUCCCUCACUGGAAUUCUGCAGUGGCAUGGAUCCAUGGAUGGACAUCUCAAGGGAUAAGAGACUGGAAUUUAGCCUUACCAGUACUAUUAGCUGUGAGUUCCUAUGGUAAUCUCAUUGCUACUGAUUUUCCAGCCUCUUCCUUUGUCCAAUUUUAAAGUGAAAAAAAAAUCCUACCAUAACACACACCAUCACAAAACCUAUCCUAUUUGAUUAAUAACAUUUUGUUUUGUUGGGUGAUUUGGGGUUCUUGUUCAUUGAUGUAAUCACUACACAAAUAGUUUUGAGUAGCAAAGCUUACUUGAUGAAACUGGACGACUAUAACCAUACAACUUCAGAUCUGGAGCUUUAGAUAGAAUUUGUGUGUUGCUCCUGUUGUUGGCAAACGGCAUUAAUUGCUGUAGCUUGUUAUGUAUGACAACAGUGAAUGCAGUGGUUUGUUUGCUAAUUAACAAGCCUCUAUCAUGGAAACACUGAGAUUAAGAGACAAAGCUGUAUGAAUUGGCAUGUGGAAUACACUGAAGAGUCCCCCCCCCCCCCCCCUGAGUGAUGUCUUGGUCUUUUAGGGCAGUUUUCAAGUUGUCUACUUGCUUUAGUACAUGUUUAAGCUUAAUAUUUAACAUUACGGGUGGCAAAGCUUUUCAAGCUUUCUAUUGAAUGACUCAUUUACACUUUCAGAAUGGUGAUGGAUUUUCAAAGAUAACCUGGAGGGUAAAAGGACAGAUGUGUCCAUGAGCAGUUUCUAGAUAGUUCAAGCUAUUAAAAAAGAUUGUCCUCUGAUGUGAGCCCAUCCUUUGAAUGCCCCUUUUCCAACUUUUUUCACUGGGUACAGCUUGCAUGUUAAAAAAGGUAAUUUAUUUUUGCACUUUUCCAACAUUGUUUGAUCGAUUUAUUUUUUAAAAUCUGUUCCAAUAAGUGCGAUCUCAGACAUGGUAUGGUUGAGCACCCCUGACAACCAUGAUGGAAAUGUUACCGUGGACUACAAACAAAAUCCAAACAGUGUGGGAGAUUAUACCUGACUGAUUAGUCGUGGAUGUUUUUAAAUAAAAUGUUUUUGAUUCAUCCCUCUCGAGAU
Molecule: messenger RNA, 2694 nt
Organism: Lampris incognitus (smalleye Pacific opah)
Lineage: Eukaryota; Metazoa; Chordata; Actinopteri; Lampriformes; Lampridae
Gene: ebag9
Product: estrogen receptor binding site associated antigen 9
Exons: 7
Coding region: 309-959 (216 amino acids)
Cellular component (GO): secretory granule
Source: RefSeq, a predicted model, not a curated record